UUAUGGAAGCUCUCUAUCUUGUCACAAAAUUUGGAGGGAAUUGAUCUACUACUAUUUGAGAAGAAUAGAUUCUUUGGUCUAACUCAGGUAUCUUCAGGAUUGGUCUAGCACAAGAAGUUGAUGGAUGGAGGAAAUCACUCUGUGGUGUCUGAAUUUUUGUUGCUGGGACUCACCAGUUCUUGGGAGAUUCAGAUUCUUCUUUUUUUGUUUCUUACUAUAUUUUACAUAGCAAGUAUGCUAGGAAACCUUCUCAUUGUGCUUACGAUCAUCUCAGACCAUCACUUACAUUCCCCCAUGUACUUUUUGCUGGCGAAUCUUUCCAUCAUUGACACGGGUGUUUCCAGCAUUGCAAGCCCAAAGAUGAUUUAUGAUCUUUUCAGAAAACAUAAAGUCAUCUCCUUGACAGGGUGCAUUACUCAGAUGUUCUUUAUUCACACUUUUGGGGGUACGGAGAUGGUGCUGCUUAUAGUCAUGGCCUAUGACCGAUACAUUGCUAUCUGUAAGCCCCUCCACUACCUAACCAUUAUAAGCCUAAGAAUGUGCAUUUCUCUUUUGGCUGUUGCUUGGACCAUUGGACUCAUCCAUUCUGUGGCCCAACUGGCUUUUGUUGUAAACUUGCCCUUUUGUGGUCCCAACAAAAUGGAUAGUUUUUAUUGUGAUUUUCCUCGGUUCAUCAAACUUGCAUGUGUAGACACAUACAGACUGGAAUUUCUGGUCACUGCCAACAGUGGUUUCAUCUCCAUGGGCACGUUCUUCAUCUUGAUUGUGUCUUACAUCUUCAUCCUGGUCACUGUUCGAAAACAUUCUUCAGGUGGUUCAUCCAAGGCCCUCUCCACUCUCUCUGCUCACAUCACUGUGGUGGUCUUUUUCUUUGGUCCUUGCAUUAUUGUCUAUGUGUGGCCAUUCCCUACCUUACCCAUAGAUAAAUUUUUAGCCAUCUUUGAUGCCCUUAUCACUCCUUUUAUGAAUCCUGUUAUCUAUACAUUCAGAAAUAAGGAGAUGAAAAUGGCAAUGAGGAGACUAUUUGGUAAGAUUCUAAGUUUCAGGAAGAGUUCUUUCAUGACCAAUCAAAGCCAUCCAGAUUCAUCUUGACUAUUCUUGAAAAUUAAUCUCUUUAAUUAAACUUUUCAUAAAUCCUUUCACUUUAGUUAGUAAUUUUAAUGUCCACUGUGAAGAUUCUCAAGGACUCUGUUCUGAUCUGGUCAGUUUUUCAUAAGGACUCUUACCCUGUGGAUCCUGGAAGUAUUGAGGAAGAGUGAAUUCAGCCUUUAAAUGUAGUGUCUUUCUUGUUUAUUAUAGAAGAAUAUGAAAUCUCACAUACUGGGCACAUUUUCCAUUAAAACAAAAUGUUGGAUACUCUUCUCUUUGGUAGUGAUUCUCAAAGACGUAUCUCUUCUAAUCUAUAUGUGUAUUGAUAUUCAUGCCCUCUGAGUUUCUUGUGUUUAUAUACUUGGAGGAAUACACAAAAUGAAGACAGUUGCUUAGGUAGCUUUCAGAAUUUGAGGCUUCUAACAUGUGGAUUUGACUAUCCACGCUCAGAUUUAGUUAAUAUUAAGGUUUUUAUUUAAAAAAAAUUUUUUUUUAAGUAGAACCCAUGGCUAGCAUGGAGUCCAGUGUGGGGCUUGAACUCACAACCUUGAGAUCAAGACCCGAGCUGAGAUCAAAAGUUGGACACUUAACUGACUGAGGCACCCGGGUGCCCCAAUACUGAGGUUUUUAGAUUUAGUUGGGAUUGGAAGGUCAAAUUUGGGAUAAAUCAUAGAGUGACAACUCAGGAAACUUUAAUAUUAUUAUUUAAUCCAAUGUUUUGAGACCAGAAGUUGUAAAUUCCUAUACCACUCAGUGUGUAUCAUAAUUAUAUUUUACCCCAAUUAUUUCCUAAAUAAUUUUUAUAUGGUAAAGGAAACUAUGUGAAUAUUAAAAGAUUAUAAAUGGAUUGAAUAUUUUGGAUCUAAGGAUAGGUGGCACUGGUUUAUAAAUAAAUAAAUAAAAUGCAAAAGAUUUCUACAUUAUAUGAAUCAGGUUUAUAACUAAAUAAAUAGCAAAUACAAAGUGUAGACAUUACAGAAGAAAAUUUAUUACAAAGCUGUCUACAAAUGAAGAGAUAUAUUAAUGAACUGUCUAUAAUGAAGAAAUGUAUUAAACUUUCCAUGUGAUGAAAUAUAUUACAUAUAAUUAUUUAAAAAAUAAAUAUACUGUUCAGAAGUGGUAUAAAUAAUUAUCCAAAGACUAUCUCACUAUUUUUUCUGUGUUACCAAAUAGGAGUGGGUGUUGAGUGAAGGCAUUAUUAUUCAUGUGUGGGCUAGGCGACUUGUUAUGAAUGAGCAGUGGGGAGGGGCAGAGAAAAAGAGAGAGUGUGAGAGAGAGAGUAGCAGACUCCCUACUGAGAAGGAAAGCAGGGCUCAUCCUACUGCACUAUUUAAUCCCCUUCACUUAUUUCAUCCAUUCCAACCCCAUCGCCUGUCUGGUAACCAUCUGUUUGUUCUCUAUGGUUAAGAGUCUGUUUCUUGGUUUGUCUGUCUGUCUGUCUCUCUCUUUCAAACAUUUUAUCUAUUUCAUAUAAGUUGUUAAGUUUACUGGCAAAAAGUUGUCCAUAAUAUUCCCUAUUCUUGUAAAACCUGUAGGAUCUGCAGUAAUGUAUCCCCUUUCAUUCUUUUUUUUUUUUUUUUUAAUUUUUUUUUUUAAUUUUUUUUUUCCCCUUUCAUUCUUGAUAUUGGUAAUUUUCUCUUUCCUUUUUCUUUUUUUUUUCUGAUCAGUAUGGUGAGAAGUUUAUCAGUUCUGUUGAACUUUUCAGACACAAGCUUUUGAUUUUACUGAUUUUGUCCUUAUUUUUCUCUUUUCUAUUAAUAAUACUCUUUUCUUUAUUAUUUCUGUUUACCACUUACUCUGGGUUUUUUUUUUUUUUUUAAGAUUUUAUUUAUUUAUUUGAGAGAGAGAGCAUGAGCAGGGGGAGGGGCAGAGGGAGAGAGAGAAGAAGACUCCCUGCUCAGGGAGCCCAAUGUGGGGCUUGAUCCCAGGACGCUGGGAUCAUGACCUGAGAUGAAGGCAGACGCUUAACUGACUGAGCCACCCAGGUUCCCUGGUCAUGGUUUUCUUAUCUCACUAGUGACUGUUAGGAUUGUUACAUCUUUUAUCUGCUGUUUAUUCUACUUAGUGAAAUUUUCAUUUCAGGUAUUUUGUUUUUUAUUUUUUCAGAAUCAAUAUACAGAAUUCUGUUGCAUUUCUAUGCACUAUUAACAAAAUAGUAGAAAGGAAAAUUAAGAAAAAAAAUCCCAUUUACAAUUGCAUCAGAAAAGAAAAUGCCUAGGAAUAAAUUUAGCCAAAGAGAUGAAAGACCUGUAUUCUGGAAAGCGUAAGACAUUGAUGAAAGAAAUCAAAGAUGACACAAACAAAUGGAAAGACACUCCAUGCUCAUGGAUUGGAAGAAUUAAUGUUGAAAUGGCCAUACUACCUAAAACAAUCUACAGAUUCAGUGAAAAUCUCUAUCAAAAUAUCAAUGGUAUUUUUCACAGAAAUAGAACAAAAAAAAUCCUAAAAUUUGUAUGAAAUCACAAAAUACCCAAAUAGCCAAAACAAUCUUGAGAAAAAGGAACAAAGCUGGAGGUAUCACAAUCCCAGAUUUCAAGAUAUACUACAAAGCUGUAGUGAUCAAAACAGUAUGGUCCUGGCACAAAAAUAGACAAAUCAAAGAACAGAAUUAAGAGCCCAGAAAUAAACUCACACAUACAUGGUCAACUAUUUCAGACAACUUUCGUAUGUUAGAUAUAUGUAAACUUUGUCAUUUAAGUAGCAAAUAUUUUCCCAUUGUUUAUGGUGGUUUUGGCAAUACAAAGGUUCUUAUUUUUAUAUUGUAAAAUUUAGCUAUCUUUUCUUUCUGCAUUUGGAUUUUGAGUUAUAAUUAGAAAUGUUUUCUCAGGUUAUAGAGAAAUUCACUCUUGUUCCUUCUAAUACCUGUGUGUCUUCAUUUAAAAAUAUUUAAACCUCUGCAUCAUUUGGAAGUUAUCUUACUAUAUAGCAUCAGAAAUGGGACUAACAUAACCAUUUCUACAUGUAGUUUUCUAGUUUCCUCAAGUCAUUCGUUAAAAUGUCCAUAUAUUUUCCACUGAUUUGAAAGAUCAUCUUUAGUGAAUACUAAAUUUCCAAUUGCAGUUGGGAAUGUUUCUGUAUUUUCUAUUAGGUCCCAUUAAUCUAUCUGUCUAUUCCUUUAAUUUUUAUUUACAGAGGCUUUUAAUAUAUUUUAAUAUCUGUUAGAGAGUCUUUCCUCCUCCUCCUCCCCAUGAUUUUCCCUUUUAAGAUUACUUAAUGAUUCUUGUUUUUUUUUUGAUCUUUGAAACGAAACUUAUAAUCAAUUUAUCUAGCUCGUGAAAAAGGCUUGAUGAUAUCUGUAUUGAGAUCACAUUACAUUUAGGGAUUUACCUAGGGAAAAUUGAAAUUCUUGUGUUUUUCUUUUACAUAUGUUUUUCUGUCAAAGUGUUUCCCACUUUAAAAUUAUACUCUUAAAUCUCACAGACAUUUCUGGUCUCCUCCCAUCUCCAACUAUCUAUUAAAGGUUUAGAGGAAAUGUGAAAUUAAAAUACUAAUGCUUCUAGAGCUGGUUAGAGGGAAAGAUUUAAUAAAAGAAACUCUUUGGAAUAAGUAUUCUCUCUUAUUUUUUAAAUAAACAUUCUUGAACAUGAAAUUUAUAUCAAAAAAUUAGAUAAGGUUAUUCAAACAUUCACUUCCUCUUCCUAGAUGUAAGAAAAUUUACCUUUUUCUUUUGUAUUCACUUGUAAGUACUAAUAUAAAGUAUUAUCUCUCAUUGCCCCCACUUCCUUUCUUUUUUUUUUUUUUAAAGAUUUUAUUUAUUUAUUUGAAGAGAGAGACACAGCAAGAGAGGGAACACAAGCAGGGGGAGUGGCAGAGGGAGAAGCAGGCUUCCCGCAGAGCAGGGAGCCUGAUGCAGGACUUGAUCAGUGAGCCACCCAGGUGCCCCUGAAUCUGUCUUAAACCACGAACAGGUCUCAGACUUCUUUUAUUUUCAGUUUACCUAUUUUUUAAUAGUUUUAUUUUAAUUCCAGUUAGUUAACAUAGAGUGUUAUAUUAGUUUCAGACUUCAUUCAGGAAUUUACUUUGUUCUUCUACCUUCACUUUUCUUCCGAUGCUACUUUGGACUUCUUUAUUUGUAAAAUAUAUAUUUAUUAGGAUAAUUACAGGUUAAGACCUUAGCUUAACCAAGUAAGAGAUAUUUCUUUUUGUCAAAAUUAGCCUUGGGCUUAUGAUUGUUGUAUGUAUGAAAUUGUUUCUUUUCCCUCUUGAUAAGUUUUGUUUAUACUUCUCUUUCUCCUCGUGACCUCAUAGAAUGCUCCUUUGGAUAUCAGCCUUGCAAAUAUUAUGUGAUUCUUUGACUUUCUAUUUGAUAUAUGGAAACUUAGAUGUGCAAUCACUCCAAAUAAAAUUCAGUACAGGAUUUAUCAUCACCUUACUUGCUCUUAACUGUGCCAUUUACAAGCCUGGUUGAAACUUCAUAGCUCCUCUCUCAUCCAAAAUGUUCUUACUGGCUUUUUAAAGCCCAUUCAUCAUUUUGUCCUACUUUUACCACCUCCACCAUCACCAACAUUUAUUGAGCAUUUAUGUGGCGGGUACUCUCUUACGUUGUUAACAUACACUAAUUUAUUUAAUACAGCAAUCAGGUAGGUAAUAUUAUCAUUCUUAUUUUAUAGAUGAUUUAACUGAGGCACAGAAAGAUAUACUAACUAGCCCAGGGACAAAGAGGUGGUAAGUGGUAAAGCUUGGUUGCAAAACCACACAGCUUCUUCUCCAGUAUCCCUGCUCUUAAUCACACUUCCAAGUUGGUGGGUGUCUCUCACCUGUCCUUCUAAAAUCUGAACAUAUUUUUUCUCUCUCUACUUAAUAACAAAAUAAAUAUAAAACAUGCAUCAAUUCAAUAAAAUAUGUUUUUGUGUCCUGUCUUUUAAAUCUAUCAUUAAAAAUAUCCAUCUAUUUACUGUUCAAAGGGGCUGAGACUCAGAGGUGAUUUAUAUAAUAAAAUAACUUUAUAACUCCCUUAUAUUCAAACAAAAUUAUGCAUGAGUGGAGGGCACUGCACCAUCUACUCCUCCAAGAUAGUCUAUGACAGAGUCAUGUUAUUUGAGGAGAAAACUGAAGCCUGAGUGGACACCUCCUGGGGUUCCUUCCUUCUCACAGAGCCAGACACUUUGCAGUUGUCCAGGCAGAGGAUGAGCCAAUUUUAAUAAGACUGUUCUACUGAAAGCUGAAAAUAACUUAACAAAUGAUAAACUAUUUACUGAUUCUAUACCAUUAGGCUCCUCCAAAGUACUUGAACAAGAACUUAAAGAAAAAAAAAAGAACACUAAACUUCAAGUACAGCUCUUUCUGGCAUACACAAAGCUUCCUCUUAGUUAACUAGUAUGAGGUUGUUUUGAGGUGGUUUCUGCAACACACUAGUAGGUAUCAAAAUAAAAGAUGUCUAUAUUUUAACAGUUAGUGGACAGGGAUUUAUUUUUAUUCAUUUUCCCAACUUUAUUAAGGUAUGAUGACAAAUAAAAAUUGUACACAUUAAAUUGUACAAUGUGAUGGUUUGAUCUAUGUACCCAUUGUGAAGUGAUUACCUCCCAAUCAGUUAAUUAACAUAUCCAUCACCUUACAUAGUUAAACCCCUCCUUUUUAUGUGAGGACACCUACAAUCUACUCUCCUAGCAAAUUUCAAAUAUACAAUAUAUUAACUGUAGUCAUCAUGGUGUACAUUAGGUCUAAGGAACUUAUUCAUUUAGUAACUGAAAGCUUGUACUCUUCGACUAAUAUAUCCCUUUCAG
Molecule: messenger RNA, 6812 nt
Organism: Mirounga angustirostris (Northern elephant seal)
Lineage: Eukaryota; Metazoa; Chordata; Mammalia; Carnivora; Phocidae
Product: olfactory receptor 4F3/4F16/4F29-like
Exons: 2
Coding region: 121-1092 (323 amino acids)
Biological process (GO): G protein-coupled receptor signaling pathway
Cellular component (GO): plasma membrane
Molecular function (GO): G protein-coupled receptor activity; olfactory receptor activity
Source: RefSeq, a predicted model, not a curated record